Messenger RNA from Entelurus aequoreus (snake pipefish), 1891 nucleotides. It is a transcript of the gene spmap2, whose product is annotated as sperm microtubule associated protein 2. Bases 932 to 1705 code for a protein of 257 amino acids. The transcript has 6 exons. Gene Ontology annotation, biological process: spermatogenesis. Lineage: Eukaryota; Metazoa; Chordata; Actinopteri; Syngnathiformes; Syngnathidae. The record is from RefSeq and is a predicted model, not a curated record.
CACUUGGUGUACAGGAAAUUUUUUUCACCAGGUUGUAUUGUGUGACUACUAAUUAAAUAUUUUUUAUAUUCAUUUUUAAAUAUUCUCCGCUGUUAUACACAGUAAUCAGCCACUCACCAACCUGGAAACACUAAUAAGUAUCAACUGGUUUGUAACAAACAAUAUUUUUUUCAUGUUUGGCUAUGUUUAUGCUUUGGUUUGUUUCAAAUAUGCAUAAAUGAAGUUCCAUUGAAGGACGUCACCUUUACAGUUACACAAUUUAACAUUUCCGAAAAGGAGUUGGAAGAGACAAAGCGUAUUUAAUGUUACCACUUCUUUGUCAUGCAAUAAUUAAUGUUACUGUUUAAUGGCUUUCUGUGUUCAACAUGGGCCAGUUUACCUUUUAAAAAAUAAAUCGGGCUAUAUGUGUAACGGUAAGUUGAUAGUUUGUGUCGAUGAUAAAUUACUGGAUAAAUGAAAUAUUUAAAACACUGGAAUGAGGGCUUGCUGUUUUUUAUUUUAUAGUUUUUAAUUCUUAAAACCCAAUAUUUUACAUUUCUGUUUUUAAACUCAUUGUUUACAUUUUUUUUCCAACUGGAUUUCUAAUGUAAUUGCCUUCCAAAUGUGGAGGCUUUUCCUUUUAACAUUUUUUAAGUAUCAAUGUAUAUUUCAUUAAAUCAUUAUUUAAUAACAGAAAAAUUCUUUUAACUUUUCAAAGUUUAAAGGAUUAAAAACAUUUUUAAAAUUCUAAAAAAUAUACAGAGAAAAAUAUAAAGGGUCAAAUGCGACAGAAUUAAAUAUUUAUUUGGUUUUAUCCCAUUUGACCUAGCAUAGUAUUUGUUAUCAUUUAAGAAAUAAUAAGUUACAUAAUUCAAUAAUUAAAUAUUUAGAUAAAUACUUCAAUUAUUAAAUGUACUUGUAAUUAAUGGCACAUUUAAGUAAUUAUUGAUUUAUGUAUGUAUUUAAUUUUUUCCCAUUCGACCUCCAUAAUAAAAGUCCAACCUCAAGUUGUAUAUUUCUUUUUCUGGUUCUUUUGUUUGAUCAGUGUGCUGCAUCCUACGCCAUUAUCAUGACAACCCGCAUCCAGCAGCUGGCUCAACCCAAACCCGACCGACUUCGAUAUCCUGACCGUCGUUCUGUUCACUGGCUGGACAAAUCUCCCUCGCAAAGAAGCAAACUUCCCACUGAGAAUGAGUUAACACCUCGCUGGGCUGAACUGUGCAGGAGUAAAACAUUCCAGACUCAACUCUUGCGUUCCCCAAGGUGGCAAGUGAGUGAAUCAGCUCUCAGGGCCGUAGCGUCGGAGCGGCUGUGUCGUCUUGCCCAGCCCCGGGCCCCCCCGCCUAUUUGGCAGCCGGCCUUACCCCUGCCUACCCCUCUGAGGAAGGCAACUCAGACUGCGGUCGCCACUCCUCGGAUUUGCCAGCUCGCCCGACCUAAGACGAGGCCCCUUGUUGCGGGUCACAGAUGCCAACUCGGUACCCCCAAGAUACCCCGGAAAGCUUCAGCGCGCACAGAGCUUCUUGCCACCCCCAAGCAAGAACACCCUAAACACGAAGGUGGGCGUCCAGUGUGCUGGCCUGUGUCCCGAGCGGCCAGAACCUGUGUACCCAGUCAGAGACUCGUGGCGCUGUCCAGUCCCAAGCAAGGAAAGUCUCUCUUUGAGGGCUACAAGCAGUAUGGGGUUAGCUCUGCAGACCCCUCGCCUCUGAGACAGCACCUCUGACAAUAAGUAGGAGUAUGUGUUCUUGUUGUGGUAACCUAUUUAUUAUUGUCCUAUCUAAAUCGAGGUGCAGGUGUAUCCCCGAAAGUCAUUUUUAUUAACAUAAAACUGUAUUGUUAAGAGUGCACAACACAUUUAAAAUGAUUGAUAUUCCAAAAACACAGAAUGAAUGUUACAUAUUUAUCAAAU